Seriola aureovittata is the source of this 3232-nucleotide messenger RNA. It is a transcript of the gene jakmip2, whose product is annotated as janus kinase and microtubule interacting protein 2. NCBI's taxonomy places the organism in Eukaryota, Metazoa, Chordata, Actinopteri, Carangiformes, Carangidae. The transcript is spliced from 23 exons. Bases 296 to 2956 code for a protein of 886 amino acids. The record is from RefSeq and is a predicted model, not a curated record. Gene Ontology annotation, molecular function: kinase binding; microtubule binding.
CAUCAUCACCACCGGCCAUCACUGCUUCAUUGUACGGGCUGGCUGCUGCUGAUGCUGAGAUCGUAGCGGAGGAAGCGAUUUUUUUUUUCUUAAAAAAAGAAAAGAAAAAAGGAGCAUGCCAUGGACACGGUUUCACACAGAUUAGGAUGCAACAUAUGAUGAAAAUCAACUGCGAGCCCUUUUGUCUGAUAGGAGAAUGAGGAAGAGGAGGACCUGGAAACCGUGGGAGCGCCGUGGAAUGUUACUGUGAAGUCUCAAUGAAAGCAUUAGAAGAGCCUGUCUAGUAUUUGACUCAAUGGCCAAGAAAGGGCGAACAAAGGGUGAGAAGCCCGAAGCGCUCAUCUCUGCCCUGCAGGCAGCCAAUGAAGAUCUCAGGUCCAAGCUGACUGACAUUCAGAUAGAACUACACCAAGAAAAAUGCAAGGUGAGCAAGCUGGAGCGCGACAAGGUGCAGGAGGUGAAGCGGGUGCGAGAGCAAGAGCAGCACCGUCACACUGCCAUGUUAACAGAGCAGCGGGCAAAGUGGCACGAGGAAAAACAAAAGGAGCUCCAGGCUCUCAGGGAAAACCUGACCCGGCAGCAUGAGCAGGAGCUGGCACGCCACGCCAAGAUCAAAGACCAGGAGAACCAGAGGCUCAAAGCCGCACUGAGCGCCAUGCGUGACGGCAGCGGAGAGAAGGUGCGCACGGCACUGACCCUGGAAGCCAAGGAGGAAGCACGUCGCUUCUUUGACCAGGAGAGAGUGAAGCUUCUGCAGGAGAUAGCGGAGCUGAAGUCCGCAAAGAAACAGACCGACGAGGCGUUGAGCAACAUGAUCCAGGCCGACAAGAUGAAGGCUGGCGACCUGCGGGUGGAGCACCAGCAGCACCAGGAGCAAAUCUCCAAGAUCAAGUGGGACUGUGAGAGGGACAUACGCAGACUGGUGGACGAAAUCAAAUCUAAAGACCGCACCAUCUUCGCGCUGGAGAAGGAACUGGAGUCAACAUCAGGGUUCUUACAGAAGCUGCAGCUUCAGAAGGACGCGCUGGAUGAACAGCUGUUCCUUGUAAAGGAGGCUGAGUGCGGCUUGGGAAGCCCGAAAAGAGAGAUUCCAGGCAGAGCCGGAGACGGAGCAGAGCACUGUAGCAGCCCAGACCUGAGGAGAAACCAGAGGCGCAUUGCUGAACUCAACUCAACUAUACGCAAAUUGGAGGACCGCAACUCACUGCUGGUCGACGAGAGGAAUGAACUGCUGAAGCGAAUUCGAGAGACGGAGAAGCAGUGCAAGCCCCUGCUGGACAAGAACAAGCUGCUCAAUAAGAGGAAUGAUGAUUUGACCCAGACCAUCCAGAAGCUGGAGGAUAAACUCAAGAGCCUGGCCAAGGAGAACCUUGAGAUGAAGGACAAGAUCAGCUCCCAUCCUCCACUGAAGAAGCUCAAGUCUCUCAAUGACCUGGACCAAGCCCAUGAUGACCAGGAAAUAGCCUUUCUCAAGCUUCAAGUCCUGGAGCAACAAAGCAUGAUUGAUGAACUGACAAGAGACCGUGAAAAACUACUACGAAAGAAAAGGCAUAAAAGAAGUUCAAGGCCAAUAAAGAGGCACAUCGUAGUAGACACUUUCUUUGGGUAUGACGAAGAGUCCAUGGAUUCGGAGACGUCCUCAGUGGCCUCGUUCCGGAUGGACAGAACUCCUGCUACUCCCGAUGAAGACCUGGAUGAGGGUCUAGCCAAUGAGGAGUCAGAGCUGCGUUUCCGUCAGCUGACCAGGGAGUACCAGGCCUUACAACGAGCCUAUGCCCUGCUGCAGGAACAGAAAGGAGGCAUACUGGAUGCUGAAAUGGAGGCCAAGGCCCAAGAGCAGCUCCAUGCAGACGUUCUCAGGUAUAAAGCCAAAAUCGAGGACUUGGAGAAGGAACUGAACCAGAAGGGACAGGACUCCAAAUGGGUGGAGGAGAAGCAGCUCUUCUUACGGAGGAAUCAGGAGCUACUAGAGAAGGUGGAGAAGAUGGACUCAGAGUGCAGUCGGCUGCAGCAGGAGCUACAGGACUCCAAAGACCAGAACGAACUGUUAGAGUUUAGGAUACUGGAGCUAGAGGAGCGUGAGAGGAGAUCCCCCCCAUUCAACCACCUGAGGAUGCAUCCCUUUUCUGAGGGAGUCAGUGCUCUGCAGAUCUACUGUAUGAAGGAGGGGGUGAAGGAUGUGUGCAUACCAGAUCUCAUUAAACUUCUAGAUAUCCUGGGAGAUAAUGGGAACUUAAGAAACGAGGAGCAAGUGGCCAUUAUCCAGGCUAGCACUGUUUUGUCACUUGCAGAAAAGUGGAUUCAACAGAUCGAGGGGACAGAGGCAGCACUGCACCAGAAGAUGGUGGACCUGGAGAUAGAGAUGGAAAUGUUCUGUAAACAGAAAGGAUAUCUAGAAGAAGAGCUGGACUACAGGAAACAGGCCCUGGACCAGGCCUACUUGCAAAUCCAGGAGUUGGAAGCAACGUUAUACAACGCCCUGCAGCAGGACAAGGUCAUAAAGUACGGCGAGCCCCUGGAUGAGCUCCAGAGGGACGAGCUGCGGACGGCGGUUGAGAAGCUGAGGAGGCAGAUGCUGAGGAAGAGUCGAGAGUACGACUGCCAGAUCCUCCAGGAGAGGAUGGAGCUGCUGCACCAGGCGCACCAGAGAAUUCGUGACCUUGAAGACAAGACAGAAAUCCAGAGGAGGCAGAUUAAAGACUUGGAGGAAAAGGUGGUGUGUCAGCUUGGAGAUCUUGUUUGUGACUACAGUGUUAUUUAUUUUCCGGACAAGCGUGGAACAGUGUGUGUAGCAGUGACUGCUGUCAGUGUAAGGUGGAUGUGUCGUGGAUGUUCACACUUCAGAUUUUAUUCUUUCUUUCUUUUUUUUUUUUUUAAAUUGGGAUGGGGUUCUCAGGAUGCUGCCCAGGAUGAUUUUUUUUUUUUUUUUUUUUUUUCCAGCGGUGUUGGACAUUAAACAUCUCUCCAAACAAGAGUGCAACACACAGUUAGAAAGACUUGCAAUAGAUGCAGACACACACGCACGCACACACAUACAUACGGUUUACCGACACGCAUGCAUAUACAGAAGCAUGCAGAUGCAAUCACCCAAUUACACACACACACACACACACAGACAAACACAUACACACAUGCUUUGACAAAUCCAAACCAAAGCCUGGGAAAUGUUCUCUCUGCCAUGCAGGGUAAUAAUAUGUCAUACACCACCAUUUAGCCACAGUGGGAAUAUAAA